UAGUAUUGCAGCCAACCCCCUCCCCUUGCAAGGGGGAAAGGGUGGGGACGAGUCUGGGUGGGUGCAUUUAAACUAAUGCACCUCCCCCCCCUUCAAUCUGCAUGGAUCUCCGACGGCAAUGGUUGAAGCUGGCCUAUGCAACGCUGGGAGUGGCGUUCGGUCUCUCGGCCUUCCUCUGCUGGACGCUGGCCUUCAAUCAGCCGGCCACGGCCGCCUUCGGGGGCCUGUCGGGUGUGCUAGCCCUCUGGACCCUGGUGACUCACCUGAUGUACGGGCAGGACCUCUGGAGAACGUGGCUGCAAGGACUCAGAUGUUUCCGAGCUGUGGGUGUGGUCUUCUCACUGGUGGCCGUGGCUGGAGCAGUGACAUUCAUCUCCCUGGCCAUCACACAGAGACAGAGUUUUAUAGAUCCUCGGAGCUAUUAUCUCACCUCCAUCUGGUGCUUCAUUACCUUAAAGUGGUCGCUAUUCUUGUCAUUCUAUUCCCAUCGAUACUGCAAGGAAUUUGACGACAUUGGUAUCCUCAUCGACUUCUGAAUCGCUCUCUUUCUCCCCCUGAUUCAGCCCUUCGAGCCAGCACCGCCAUUCAAUGUGAUCAUGGCUGAUCAUCCCCAAUCAGUACCCCGUUCCUGCCUUCUCCCCAUAUCCCCUGACUCCGCUAUCUUUAAGAGCUCUAUCUAACUCUCUCCACAGAUUCACAACUCUCUGUGUGGAAAAGUGUUUCCUCGUCUCCGUUCUAAAUGGCCGACCCCUUAUUCUUAAACUGUGUGUGUGGCCCCUGGUUCUGGACUCCCCCAACAUCGGCAACAUGUUUCCUGCCUCUAGCGUGUCCAAUCCCUUAAUAAUCUUAUAUGUUUCAAUGAGAUACCCUCUCAUCCUUCUAAACUCCAGAGUGUACAAGCCCAGCCGCUCCAUUCUCUCAGCAUAUGACAGUCCCGCCAUCCCAGGAAUUAACCUGGUGAACCUACGCUGGGCUCCCUCAUUAGCAAGAAUGUCCUUCCUCAAAUUAGGGGACCAAAACUGCACACAAUACUCCAGGUGUGGUCUCACCAGGGCCCUGUACAACUGUAAAAGGACCUCUUUGCUCCUGUACUCAACUCCUCUUGUUAUGAAGGCCAACUCUCUGGGUGGAAAAGUAUUUCAUCGUGUCCGUUCUAAAUGGCCGACCCCUUAUUCUUAAAACUGUGGCCCCUGGUUCUGGACUCCCCCAACAUCGGCAACAUGUUUCCUGCCUCUAGCUUGUCCAAUCCCUUAAUAAUCUUAUAUGUUUCAAUGAGAUACCCUCUCUUCCUUCUAAACUCCAGAGUGUACAAGCCCCCAGCCGCUCCAUUCUCUCAGCAUAUGACAGUCCCGCCAUCCCAGGAAUUAACCUGGUGAACCUACGCUGGGCUCCCUCAUUAGCAAGAAUGUCCUUCCUCAAAUUAGGGGACCAAAACUGCACACAAUACUCCAGGUGUGGUCUCACCAGGGCCCUGUACAACUGUAAAAGGACCUCUUUGCUCCUGUACUCAACUCCUCUUGUUAUGAAGGCCAACUCUCUGGGUGGAAAAGUAUUUCAUCGUGUCCGUUCUAAAUGGCCGACCCCUUAUUCUUAAACUGUGUGUGUGUGGCCCCUGGUUCUGGACUUCUCCAAUUUCAGGUAGUCCCUGCUUUCUCCUCGCUUCCCAGCUCUCCCAAAGUCUACUGUCUCCACCUCUUCCUUUCGUCAUCCCGCCUCCCCCUUCCCCCACAUCAGUCUUGACCCAAAACGUUGCCUAUUUCCUUCGCUCCAGAGAUGCUGCCUCACCCGCUGAGUUUCUCCAGCACUCUUAUCUUCAAUGUAAAAAUAAAUUAAACUUUUCACAAAAUACA
Leucoraja erinaceus (little skate) is the source of this 1850-nucleotide messenger RNA. Its product is annotated as heme transporter hrg1-A-like. The record is from RefSeq and is a predicted model, not a curated record. Gene Ontology annotation, molecular function: heme transmembrane transporter activity; heme binding. Gene Ontology annotation, biological process: heme transport. The transcript is spliced from 3 exons. NCBI's taxonomy places the organism in Eukaryota, Metazoa, Chordata, Chondrichthyes, Rajiformes, Rajidae. Bases 102 to 536 code for a protein of 144 amino acids. Gene Ontology annotation, cellular component: lysosomal membrane; plasma membrane.